CGGGAGGGUCAAGAUGGCGGCCACUGCUCUUCCAGAGCCGUUGCAGCAGCAGAGGGGAGAGGAGAAUGGCUGCGGAAACAGUCCUAGUCCUGGGGAGUGAACAUGACACCUGUUUCAUGAAAAUUCUAACACCGCCUCUAUCACUUCUCAGCUGAGUUACCAUUCUAGGUAACUGGUGCAAUAUUAACACACUUGACUGUCAAUGAUGUAAGCCGGGGAUAAGAAGGAAAUGGACUCAGGUGAGGAAAAAGCUGACACGCCCUACCUACAUGCCCGCCGGAAGCUGGAGAACCUCCUCAACAAGAGCAUGCGCAUCCGAAUGACAGAUGGGCGGACCCUCGUGGGCUGCUUCCUGUGCACGGACCGAGACUGCAAUGUGAUUCUUGGCUCCGCCCAGGAGUAUCUCAAGCCCACAGACUCCUUCUCCGCCGGAGAGCCCAGAGUCUUGGGUCUGGCCAUGGUUCCAGGACAUCACAUUGUCUCCAUCGAGGUGGAGCUGGAGAGCCUGGCCUCCUUGCAGUACCUCCGAUGCACCGGCAGAGGGCAGCAGGCCUCCAACGUUUGACCAAACUGAGGGGGUGGGGAAUGCGGGGAAGGGACACAGGCCCCAGUUUGCUGCAGGGCAAGAGACGUUUCUCCUCCCUUCCCGGCUAGACCCCGGUUUUCCCUAGGCCGUUGCCAGGGAAGGAAGCUUUCCUGCCAAAGCUGGACUGGACCAGUGCAUGCACCGUGGAACAGGACACGCCCCCUUCUCCAGGACUUGGAAAGGGGUGGACUUCAUGUUUGCGUUUGUCAAAUGUUUGCUAAAUCUGGAAAAGAAUCCCAUUGCUGUUCUGAA
Zootoca vivipara (common lizard) is the source of this 838-nucleotide messenger RNA. It is a transcript of the gene NAA38, whose product is annotated as N-alpha-acetyltransferase 38, NatC auxiliary subunit. Gene Ontology annotation, molecular function: RNA binding. The record is from RefSeq and is a predicted model, not a curated record. Gene Ontology annotation, cellular component: NatC complex. NCBI's taxonomy places the organism in Eukaryota, Metazoa, Chordata, Lepidosauria, Squamata, Lacertidae.